Sardina pilchardus (European sardine) is the source of this 1571-nucleotide messenger RNA. It is a transcript of the gene cibar1, whose product is annotated as CBY1 interacting BAR domain containing 1. The transcript has 9 exons. The coding region runs from base 155 to 1057 and encodes 300 amino acids. Lineage: Eukaryota; Metazoa; Chordata; Actinopteri; Clupeiformes; Clupeidae. Gene Ontology annotation, biological process: cilium assembly. The record is from RefSeq and is a predicted model, not a curated record. Gene Ontology annotation, cellular component: ciliary transition zone; ciliary basal body.
GUAGCGCAUUGAGAGAGAUGUGCUAGCUAGCAAGCGAGCAUAGAAAACAGCUACUUGUAGACAGCGAGCUAGCAUAGCGGCCUAAGUACACAUCAUUGCAAAUACGUUGUUUGUUCUUUUACUCGAGAUACUGCGUUAGAAAGCUGCCUCCUUAAUGUACUCCUUCAUGAUGAGUCGCACUCCAGAUGCAAGAGCCAGAGAUACGCAGACGAAGCAAAUACAAGACAACAUCGCAAACACAGAGAAGCAUUUUGGGGAGAUGUGUCAGCUCUUCGCUGGUUAUGUUCGUAAAACGGCGAGAUUACGGGACAAAGCGGAUCUUUUGGUCCGAGAAGUCAAUCUUUACGCCGAAACAGAGACUCCAAACCUGAAAAGUGGCCUGAAACAUUUUGCAAACCAGCUCUCCCAAAUCCAAGAUUAUCGUCAAGCAGAGGUAGAAAGACUCGAGGCCAAAGUCAUAGAACCUUUGAAGGGCUAUGGAACUGUUUUGAAACUGAAGAGGGAGGACCUGAAGACGACUCAGAACGCCAGAGACAGAGAGGCCAAACAGAUGCGGCAGCUGGAGAGGAUGAGACAGCGGAACCCCUCUGACAGACAGAUCAUUUCCCAGGCCGAGAGCGAGCUGCAGAGAGCCACAAUGGACGCCACGCGCACGACGCGCCAGCUGGAGGAGACAAUAGACGAGUUUGAGAAGCAGAAGAUCCGCGAUAUCAAGAAAGUGUUGGGAGAAUUUGUGACCGUGGAAAUGGCUUUCCACGCCAAAUCCCUAGAGGUCUACACCGCAGCCUACCAGCACAUCCAGAACGUGGACGAGGAGGGGGAUCUGGAGGUGUUCCGCAGCAUGCUGCACCCCCCUGACUCCCUCUCCCGCCUAGACAUAGUCCAGGCUAACACCAGACGCUCCCUAAACCAGACCGGCUCCAGCCUGGGACGAUCCAGCAGUCUGCAGGCUCCAAGCAGACAAAGGCAGCAAGACGAUGAGGAAGAUGACGAUGAUGAUGAGGACGAGGAUGAGGAUGAUGAAGAUCUGGAGGAGGUCACCGAUGAGGAAGACUAGCUCUGGAGACACAGACUUCAUAUCGGUACCACAUAUAGUGUUUGUCUUAAAUCAUUGGGGAAUGGAUGUUUCCAAAGAGCUACAGUGUUUUCUUUCUUUCAAUAAUAAAUUCACCUAAAGUGCGAUAUUACAAACGAUGGACGGUGGACUAGAUGGCGAUUCAUUAGUGCAAGUAGAGAUUGUCUACAUAGGGCCUUUAAAUGCCUUGCAUUGUUAUCUUACAAAGGGACCAUUUGUAUUUGACUAAAGCAUUAAAUGCUAGGUCUUUAAUGGAGUUCUUUUUAAAAUACAGAUAUAUUUUUAAUCAUUCUCAUGUUUACAUUACAACACUAAAUGCCAAACAAAUAGAGUUGUCUGUCAGAUUUGACAGUAUGUUGUCGUCGUGUCACUUACAGAUUGUGAAGCUGUAACCAUGUAAAUAAACUUUUCUAUGGGAGUUUCUCCUCUCGAUGUGAUUGUGCUCACGUGUUUUUCGUGCAAAGCUGGGAAUCACAAUAUUUCUUAAUAAAAAAAA